Messenger RNA from Lactuca sativa (garden lettuce), 1056 nucleotides. Its product is annotated as kinetochore-associated protein KNL-2 homolog. NCBI's taxonomy places the organism in Eukaryota, Viridiplantae, Streptophyta, Magnoliopsida, Asterales, Asteraceae. The record is from RefSeq and is a predicted model, not a curated record.
UACAGAGGCUCUUCCCGCUUGUUUUGCCUUCCAUCUCCCAGCACCUCAAUCUCAAUGGCGUUUGAUGCUGCCGACAACUCACCCCCUUCUCGUUCUCACUUCAAAAAAUCAGUUUCUUUGCGAGACUGGUGGUUAACUAAACCCCAAUCGGACGAUGACAGAAAUACAAUAGGGGUUUCAGGACUCACUUCCACUUCGCAACUGAAUCGGGCUGAACGCUGCUUCUCUUCUGCACCAAUUGUCAAGGCGUACGAUUUCUUUGAAUUAGAGACUGUUGAUGGUGUAUGCGUCAUUCUGCAAGGUUACAUCAACAAAGAGAAAACGCUUGGAAGUGGAUUUUCCUCAGAGGUGUUUGAUCAUUUUGUUAUUGGUUUUCCUUCUUAUUGGGAAGAAUUUUCUACAAGCUGUCCCCAAAGAAGAUCUUCUGAUGAAUGUGUUUCAACAGCACACGAAGACGAAAAACACUCCAUUGAACAACAUGGAAAGUUUCAUGAUAUGAAUACAAGACUUGAAGAUUGUAAAGAUGAAGUUUUGAGCAGUAAAUCUACUAGUCUCUCUCCACAUGGACCCACAGAAACAGAGUGUUACAGUGGCAAAAGAUCUAGAUCAGGGAGAGUUCUUUUGCCUUCCUUGGAAUUCUGGCGCAACCAAACAGUGGUUUAUGAUGCAGGAUUGGAUCGACAAGUUACUGGAGUUUCGGUGGCAUGGGACCAUGGCAUUAGCAGGGGGCGUGUUCGUGGCAAGAACAUUUAGGGUUUAUCCCACUUUGUGAACACAAUACUGGUUUUCAUCGAUUGUUCCUUUUGAUUCUUAUGAAUUGAUUGAUUAUCUUAAUAGUUUAUAGCAACUUAGUAUCAGAGCAUGACACCUUUUGGUAAUGUAACUUAAAGGGUUAGAGUUGUGGAAGAGAAUUUGGAGGGAGUUUUUUCUUCUAUGAACGAGAUAGAAUGACUCACUUCACAAACGGUGGCGAUGGUGGAAAAACUAAACAAUCGUUAUCAAUCAAGUCUGUAACAAUUAAGUGCUUAACAAAUAAUUGAUCACUUUUCAAGUAUA